AUGUCGUCUCCUGUGAAGGCACGAGCUGCCAACUCAGCUGCAGUCGCAGUUGAGAACGAGAUUGAUGUAUACUCUGCAUCGCACAUAUACUAUGGUCCAGAUGCCCACCACAAGCAGCAUAACCACUUCCGCACACGCACCUACUCUACAAACCAGAGCCCUACAAAGGCAAUUGACCGAGCUAGUCUGAAGCUACCCAUCCGACGAGGAAGCCACGAUGAGACUACUCUGCUACCUAAUAGAUUCCACCUCCACGUUGAGCGAACCAUAAGGAACCUCGAAGAGCAAGAGGCCACCAAUGGCAAUUUCCAGAUCACAAUCGAAGACAAUGGACCAAAGGUUAUUUCUCUGGGAACAGCAGCUUCGAAUGGAUACAAGAUGAGAGAAGUCAGGGGAAACUAUGUUCUAUCGAACCUCCUCCAAGAGCUAUACCUUGCCAAGGAGAAUGGCCAGACUUACAUCUUCCUUGACGAGUCUCGAAUCAAUGAAAACCCGGUCAAUCGACUCUCCCGAUUAAUCACCAACGAAUUCUGGGACAACUUGACUCGGGUCAUUGACGGAUCUGUCAUUGAGAAGGCUGGGAGAGAUCCUAAGGACUGGACAGAUGACCCACGACCAAGAAUCUAUGUACCACACGGAGCACCCGAGCAAUAUGAAUACUACUGCCAGGUCGCAAAAGAAAGGCCCGAAAUUCGCCUGGAUGUCUGCUCGCUGCCAGAAAAGAUCACUCCACAGUAUGUGCGAGACCUCAAUGACAAGCCCGGACUUCUAGCAGUUGCUAUGGAGCCGAAGUUUGACGAGAAGUCUGGCAAGACUGUCCUAAAGGGUGUCCCAUUCGUUGUUCCUGGUGGCCGAUUCAAUGAGCUCUAUGGCUGGGAUUCCUACAUGGAGUCUUUGGGUCUCAUUGCGAGUGAGAAGGUCCAUCUUGCCAAGAGCAUGGUGACCAAUUUUGUCUUCUGCAUCAAGCAUUACGGAAAGAUUCUGAAUGCCACACGGUCCUACUAUUUGAGCCGAUCUCAACCUCCUUUCCUUACUGAUAUGGCACUCCGUGUUUUCGAUAAGAUCAAACAUGAAGAUGGUGCUGAAGAAUUUCUCAAGCUCGCUAUUCUUGCCGCGAUUAAGGAAUACGAGUCGGUCUGGGUCGCAGCUCCACGCCUUGACAAGCGAACUGGCCUGUCUCGUUAUCGACCAGAAGGAAUGGGUGUUCCGCCAGAGACGGAAGCAUCUCACUUUACCCAUAUCCUCGAGCCUUAUGCAAAGAAGCAUAACUUGUCCAUGGAGGAGUUCGUAAAGGGAUACAAUAGCGGUUCCAUAAAGGAACCUGAAUUGGAUCGUUACUUCAUGCACGAUCGUGCUGUUCGAGAGUCCGGUCAUGAUACAUCAUACCGCUUGGAGAAUUGCUGUGCUAACCUGGCUACGAUUGACCUCAACUGCCUCCUCUUGAAGUACGAAAAGGACAUUUCGCUGUUUAUUCGUCUCUAUUGCAACGAUGCUCUGGUGAUCCCUGCAGAGUUCGCACACGGAAGUAUCAAGGCAGGAGAUGUCAUGACCUCUUCAUUCUGGGAGAGACGUGCUAGAAUGCGCAAGGUUGCUAUCGAUAAAUACCUCUGGAACGAGGAGAAGGGGAUGUUCUUCGAUUAUGAUACCGUUAAGAAGGAACAAUGUACCUACGAGAGUGCUACUAUGCUAUGGGCUCUUUGGUCUGGAGUUGCUUCUCCCGCUCAGGCCGCUCGACUUGUUAAUGGUGCUCUUCCACUCCUUGAGGAGGCCGGUGGUUUAGCCUCAGGUACGGAGAGAUCACGCGGAGUCAUCGGUCUGGACCGUCCCAACAGACAAUGGGAUUAUCCCUAUGGUUGGGCACCUCAGCAGAUGCUUGCAUGGGGCGGUCUCAUCCGGUACGGAUACGAGGAGGACGCUCAGCGCCUGGCAUACAAGUGGCUGCUCAUGAUGACAAAGGCUUUUGUCGACUACAAUGGUGUUGUUGUUGAAAAGUAUGAUGUUACCAGAGUUACCGACCCGCAUCGAGUUGAUGCCGAGUAUGGUAAUCAGGGAUUGGAUUUCAAGGGUGUAGCCAAGGAGGGCUUUGGAUGGGUCAAUGCCUCGUACGUGUAUGGUCUGCAACUUAUUUCAGCUCAUGCUCGUCGUGCACUGGGAACUCUUACGCCCUUCGAGACCUACCUUCGCGCUACAGCACAGAUCGCCGAAUCCGUCGAAACCUCGUCCGACCAUGAGGACAACUCAGAGGUCUUCGAAUGA
Cadophora gregata is the source of this 2256-nucleotide messenger RNA. It is a transcript of the gene NTH1, whose product is annotated as alpha,alpha-trehalase nth1. Gene Ontology annotation, biological process: trehalose catabolic process. NCBI's taxonomy places the organism in Eukaryota, Fungi, Ascomycota, Leotiomycetes, Helotiales, Ploettnerulaceae. The record is from RefSeq and is a predicted model, not a curated record. Gene Ontology annotation, cellular component: cytoplasm. The coding region runs from base 1 to 2256 and encodes 751 amino acids. The transcript is spliced from 5 exons. Gene Ontology annotation, molecular function: calcium ion binding; alpha,alpha-trehalase activity.